AUAUCGGUGAAAUCCCGUGAUCGUCAGAGUCAUGGUAACGUCAUUGUCUUCACCCUGUAGGUUUCGUCAUCUCCUAACCACAGAAGAGGAGGUCUGUUCCUGCUCCUGAUCGGUGAAAACAUUACAGGUUGUCCAGCAUCAUGAGUCAGCGGACGGAGCGGCGGGGGGGGAUACACGUGGACCAAUCGGACCUGCUGUGCAAAAAGGGAUGCGGUUACUAUGGCAACGCAGCCUGGCAGGGCCUGUGCUCCAAGUGCUGGAGGGAGGAGUACCAGCGGGUGCGGCAGAAACAGAUCCAGGACGACUGGGCCUUGGCAGAAAAGUUGCAGCGGGAGGAAGAGGCGGCGUACGCCAGCAGUCACGGAGCACAGACACAGUCCCACCCCCAGCCCACGGCACCACAGCCACAUCCGGGGCACGCCUCCCUGGGACCCUUCUCCAAGUUUGAGGAGAAGAAGACCAACGAGAAGACACGGAAAGUGACCACCGUUAAGAAGUUCUUCAGCCCUUCGUCACGCACUGCUCCCAAGAAAGAAACCCAAGAGGGCAAGACACCCAGUCCGUCCAUUAGCCGCCAUGCCAGCUUCGAUACAGACCAGGUGUCCAAGGACUUUGUGGACUUCUUGAAAAACCUCCAGAAGCCCGGCCGGGAGAUCCACAAGCAGUGCCGAGCCUUCAUUGUGAACAUGUCGAGCAAGAAGGACCUGAGUGCUGACGAGCUGUCGGAGUGCGUUCAGGAUUUCUACCAGAACCUAGCCGACCGGUUGAUGGGUCACUUUAAAGGCUCUUCAGAGUCUGUGGAGCAGGUGAUGGACCAAGUGGAAAAGUACAUCAUGACUCGUCUGUAUAAGAGCGUGUUCUGUCCUGAAACCACUGAUGAUGAGAAGAAGGAUCUGGCCACGCAGAACAGGAUAAGGGCGUUACACUGGGUGACCAUCCAGAUGCUCUGUGUGUCUAUGGACGAAGAAAUCCCCGAAGUCUCUGAGAACGUGGUCAAAGCAAUAACAGAUAUCAUUGAGAUGGACUCGAAGAGGGUUCCUCGGGACAAACUCGGGUGCAUCACUCGCUGCAGUAAACACAUCUUCAGCGCCAUCAGGAUCACCAAGAACGAGCCGGCCUCAGCUGACGACUUCCUCCCAGCGCUCAUUUACAUCGUGCUCAAAGCCAACCCUCCACGACUUCAGUCCAACAUCCAGUACAUCACCCGCUUCUGUAACCCCAGCAGGCUGAUGACCGGAGAGGACGGAUACUACUUCACCAACCUGUGCUGCGCAGCGGCUUUUAUCGAGAAGUUGGACGCUCAGUCUCUGAAUCUUUCCCCAGAGGAAUUCGAGCGCUACAUGUCAGGCCAAGCCUCGCCGCGAUGCAGCUCAGAGGGCGACUGGUCUCAAGCUGACCCGGCACCAGCCGCCGCCAACCCGGUCCUGGCUCAGCUCAAUCACAACCUGGAGGUGCUGUCGGGCCUCAGCAGCCGGCAGGAGACGCUGAUGGAGGCCGCUCAGAGCCUGCAGGCCGACCUCCUCUCCUGGCCCCAGAGCGUGCAGAGGGAGGUGCACGACAUCCUGGAGAAAUACCCUCUAGAGGUUCUGUCUCGCACCGUUUCGGCCAUUGAUGCCAAUAACGUGGACAAUGACAACCUGCCGCCGCCGCUCACGCCACAGGUGUUCGCUGGGUAGUGGAGUCUACAGAGGGAGGACAACAUUUCACAGCUGGCGACAGUUCUCCUGCCUUGAAGAGUCAGCUCAUUUCCCAGUGUGUUUCAUGGUAACUUUCCACAUGUACUAACCUCCUGAAUGUUGCUAAGCUGUAGUGCACCUUAAACACCCGGUCACGCCAAUAUUUAUGACAAAGAAAUUAGUUAAUUUCAAUGGAAUUGGAUCUGUUGAUAGAUUUGCUAGUGUGGAUAAAACUUGGUGAACAUUAACAUGCAAAUUUGCAUUGUUUAACAAAAUCAAGUUGUCUGAAUGGUGCUGACCUUCUGGGGAAUGAAGGAAACGAAUGUCUCUUAUUAGUUGUUUGCAGUGGUGGACAGUAACUAAGUACAUUAACUCAAGUACUGUACAUUGAGAUACAUGUAGAUUUUAUUUCUAUUUUUUGCAUCUAUAUACUUCUAUUCCACUACUUGAUAACUUAAAGGGGGACUACGUUCAUUUCAAAAUUCAGAAAUUUUAUUCCUAUGGUCCAAGCAAUCCCAAAAUAUCAGUAAACAUGAACAAUACAAAAGUAUUUCCUGUUCUAGGGAAGAAUAACAUCAUGUGUAUUAAGGGUUAUCAUGUCCACCUCAUCAGAAACUGGGGAGGUAUUAGGAGGAAUAUUGGAUUUCUCUGGAAUGCUAACUUUUAGCGCGUUAGAUAACAUAAGCUUCCAUAGCAAAACAAACAAGUGUCAUCCUCCUUUGUAAGAUUGGCUUCCUGUGACAUCAUCCAUCCACUGAGUGAGAGCAUACGGGUCGGCCAGUCUGGUCCCGUUCAUCAGUGUUUACUUAUUCAAGUAACCCUGGCGGUCCCGGAGAGUGAGUGACCUGACAUGGUGCGUUGGGAAAUUCAGUCUGACGCUCUACACUAAAAUGAGAGCCCUGUUGGUGGAAGAAACGGAGUGUUAUAUUUCUACAUGAAUGAACCAACGGUUAACUUAAUCACACAUUCACUCCGCUCGGCGCUCUGCUGCUCCGCUGCUCCGUCUCCGAGUGAGAGUGCAGUGCUCUGGAUAACUGGACGGUACAUUCAGACAGUGCUCAAAUUUAUGAACGGUCCAGUUUGUGUCAGAGUACACUCCCACACUCAGAAUGAGUAUUUCUGAGCGCACCACUCACAUCAUCUUCCUCCAUUGUCUAAAACAAGACAACAGAACUUGUUAGCUAGCGCUAGCUAAUGUCUAUGGAGAACUGUUUUGCGUCCAGCUAAGCCCCGCCAACCCAAAAAAAUCAUACUGUUUACUAAUAGUGAAAGGGUCUAUAUCGAAAGUAAAAAAAAAAAACUUCCAAGUGUGAAUCACUUUAUUUUCCCUGUGAAUUAGAAAACAGUCUGAGGGGCCACCCGGCAACCUGUAGGGUGCCAUAUUUGUCCCAUGGGCCAUAAGUUGAGUAUCUCUGCUUUAUUGUCACUCAUCUUUUAAAACCAGAAAAAGACUUAUGAUAUACAAAUAUCCAAAAUCUGGCAGAAAAAUCACAACAUCACAACAAGCAGCCAUGUCAGCUGUUACAACCACACAAAUAAACUUUUCCACUUUCUGGUGUGACCAGAUUUUUAUGUUUAUCAAAUCGAAGCCCUCUCUGCUCUCUCAUCAUUUCUACUUGUUACCAUUUCCAGUUGAAGUGACCACAGUUACUGGUUUGUCUGAUACCACACAAAGAAAAAAUAACAGCAUGUAUAAACCUCUGUAUAUCAGUGAUGUGUUUCUGUUUGGGGCCAGUUUUUGACCUGUUAUCCAACACGUUUUUUAAAAUAUUUUACUUGUUAAUAUCGUGACAUAGUCUGAUUUCAUGCUGUUUUUUAAUAUUUGUGUUUUAUUGUGGACUAAAAUCCAGCUGGAAACACAUUUAGAAAAAACACAGAACCACUCCAGAACACAUUUUCUCAUCAUGGUCAAGUAUUAACUUAAUUUAACUUCAAAAGGGUCAUUCAGUUGUUAUUUUUAUUUUAUAAAACACUGUUUAAAUGUUGUACUGUGUUUUUAGAAUUCGCUGUAUUUUUGCAGGCCUGCUCACCUCCGUAAUGAAACAGUGUUAGAGUGUAAAACACACGUUACGACAGAAAACUAGAAAUAAUGUAUUUUAAAUAUUGAUUUAUUUUGUCAGUGUGUGGUGUACUGUAUGAUAUUGGGUGUAAAGAACGCCUGCUGAAACUCUGCUGCCCUGCCACUGCUUUUGUUUGUGUGCUGAUUCAUUGACCUGAGAAUCUUUUUGCCAAAUUUAAUAACAUUUCUGUAAAUGACCACAUUUAUUCAUCUGCAGAGAGAAUCAGGGCCUGUGUGGUUUCACUAAUCCAGACUAGUCUUUAAUGCUGCUCUCCCUGCUGUAGGCUUUCCUUGUAUGGUCAUGGAUGGGCAGAGAGGUGUGCUCUCCCUGCCUUAAGGCUUUUCAUGUUGGCGCCUGGAAGGGCAGAGAGGUGUGCUCUCUCAGCCGUAGGAUUUCCAUGUACGUGCAUGGAAGGACAGGGAGAUUUUCUCUCUCUGCCUUAGGGCUUUCUAUGUAGGCAUGUAGAAGGAAAGAGAGGUGUGCUUUCUCUGCCUUAGGCUUUCCAUGUAGGCGCGUAGAAGGGCAGAGAGAUGUGCUCUCUCCGCCUUAGGCUGUCCACAUAGGUAUGUGGAAAGGCAGAGAGGCCCCAGAACAGAGCCAUCCCGCCAAAUAUAAUACUGCAAAUGGAAAAAAAGUUUUCUUUGGUAGUGACUGAACUGCUGUAAACUGCAAAUCUUCAAAUGGACCACAUUAAACAAAAAGUGAAAAGUGAGUGACGGCUCUGACAGUGGAUGAUGCCAAUUGUUAGUAAAUGUUAUAAAUUAUAUUAACUGCUUUUUGUUUUUUAUUUGAGUGAAAUAAAGACGACAAUGAAAUAAGAAAUAAAAGA
This is a messenger RNA of Epinephelus moara (kelp grouper), 4565 nucleotides long. RefSeq names its product RAB guanine nucleotide exchange factor (GEF) 1 (gene rabgef1). Gene Ontology annotation, cellular component: endocytic vesicle; cytosol. The transcript has 9 exons. Gene Ontology annotation, biological process: vesicle-mediated transport. Lineage: Eukaryota; Metazoa; Chordata; Actinopteri; Perciformes; Serranidae. The coding region runs from base 141 to 1676 and encodes 511 amino acids. The record is from RefSeq and is a predicted model, not a curated record. Gene Ontology annotation, molecular function: guanyl-nucleotide exchange factor activity; small GTPase binding; zinc ion binding.